Messenger RNA from Panicum hallii, 1840 nucleotides. Its product is annotated as molybdate-anion transporter. Gene Ontology annotation, cellular component: membrane. Bases 159 to 1523 code for a protein of 454 amino acids. Gene Ontology annotation, molecular function: molybdate ion transmembrane transporter activity. The record is from RefSeq and is a predicted model, not a curated record. The transcript has 9 exons. Lineage: Eukaryota; Viridiplantae; Streptophyta; Magnoliopsida; Poales; Poaceae. Gene Ontology annotation, biological process: molybdate ion transport.
CCAACUUCUCGUAGUUUCGCCCCACUCCCACCAUUUCCUCUCCCCGUCUUCCCCCGUCGAUCUCGUCGGCGACACCCACCACUACCCCGCCGUCCGGCCCCUCCCGGCGCCCCACGCCUGCGACCCAGCCACGGAUCCCGAGGAGGCGGAGCCCCGCGAUGGGGGUGGUGAUCGAGCGCGAGGAGUGGGCGCUCACCCCGCUCGCCUACCCGCUGCUCUCCGCCGCUGGCCUCGCCGCCGUGCUCCUCCUCCCCUACUUCUCCGCGAGGGCCGCGGCGCACGCGGCCGGGCCCUCCCCUUCGCCCUUCGACGCGGGUGCCGGCCCCUUCCUCCGGUUCCGCCGCGCCUUCCUCCUCCUCUUCGCCCUCGCGUCCGUGGUCGAGGGGAUCCAGUCCGUGUUCGGGGAGGAUGAGUUCGUGCGGUGUGGGCUUGGCAGGGAGCAGAUGGCCGCGCGCCUUGCCGCUACCGCUGCAGCUGCGCUAUUCCCCGGCGCCAUUUCUGGUGUCAUCUCGGACAAAAUAGGACCACGGAGUGCUUGCAUAUUUUACUGGGUACUUCAGCUUGCAGUGGGUGCCUUAAAGAGUUUCAGUGCGCUUCGUUGUGGAUGGAUCAACAAUUUCAUUCUGGCUCUUGCCUCUUCAGUGUUCUCUUUCUGUUUUGAGACAUGGCUUGUGGUGGAGCAUGAGAAGCAAGAUCAGAAGCAAGAUUUGCUGUUUGAUACCUUCUGGCUGAUGACAUUCUUUGAAUCAGUGUCCCUUAUUGGAAGUCAAGAAAUCACAAAUGUCUUGGUUAGUAAUGGUGACAAUGGAUUCUUGCUUCCCUAUGCAUUUGCAGCCACACUAUCAAUAGUGGGGAUUCUGUAUAUCAGAAAUGCAUCAAGUACCACUCAGCAUGCAUCUGCCAUUGGGAGCUACCAAAAAUCAUUUUUUGCUCAUGUCCUCAGAGACAAAAGAGUACUGAUCCUGGUCUUAGCUCAAGCAAGCAUCCAUUUUGCUGUCUCAGCCUUUUGGUUUCUCUGGGCACCAACCAUAGUGGCUGAUGGAAGGUAUGCUCAACUAUCAGUAAUUUACCCCUGUUUCUUGGCAUCAAGAAUGCUUGGAAGCGCUGGUUUUCCAUGGUUUUAUGGAGCCACAGCUCCUUUCCAGAAUGAGGACAGCCUGACAAUAGCUUACAUUGGUGCUGGACUCGCAUUGUCUAUUGUAGCUUAUGAUUACCAGGAGAUUGGAACAUUGGUGAUACUCUUCUGCAUCUUCCAUGCAUGUGUAGGCUUUAUUUUACCUUCACUAGCGAGAUUGAGAACAAUGUACCUGCCGAAUGAGCUGCGUGGGGGCAUGAUGAGCUUUUCGCUGUCAUUAGCAAAUGCUGCUAUCUUCGUUUUCCUAUUACAGGACGCCCACCGUCGAAACAUUGAAAAUUCAACCAUUCUGGGUCUUGCAUCCUGUGGCCUGUUAGGAGCUGGGGGCUGCAUUCACAUGCUGAGGCGGUGGAGGAAGCACACUCGCCAGAAUGCCCGGAGCUUGUAGGCGCUCUGGGGCAUUCAAGACUCCAGGACAUGUACAACUUACGGGCGAUUUUGUAGCAUGCUAGUACCUCACAUUUUCGUCACCUCCCCCCACGUCUGGAAACUGAUGGUAACACCAUCGGUCAGUGAUCACUUGUGCAGCGUAUCGGGAAGGUAGGUGCAGGACAUGGUGUUGUGCUCAGAGAAAUGAUUCGGUUUGACGGUCGACACAUUCUGUAUACUUGUGAUGUAGCCAGAAAGUUUUCUUUCAAUAUACCGUGACCGCCUGACCGGGGAUGUAAAAUUUAGUUUGACAAUACAUUUUUUUUACCUUGUAAA